UAAGGCUUUUCGUUAUUUUUCAAGUCUCAAGAACGAGGGAGACAAUUUUUCUGAGCUUUUAGCUGAUGAGAGAUGAAGGUGAUCGUUGUUUGACGUUCAAAUUUCCUUCUUACUUCAAGAAAACCGUGUUCGUUCGUUCGUUCGUUCGUUCGUUCGUUCGUUUGUUUGUUCGUUCGUUCGUUCGUUCGUUCCUACAAUUCCAUUUCUGAUCCGUGGAAAGCGAGACAAAUUGCAUUUUCAGUCGCGUUUGUUCACCUCUUCCUCAAUUCCGAUUUUAAUCUCUUGACACAGGUGUAGAAAGUGGAUAGUGCAAACUUGAAGAGCUCAUCCUUCCAUAAACUCCACCUUCAACAUGGAUCCAAAAGUUGAGCAGACAGUGCAACUGGUGGAAUCCGUCUCUGAUAAGCAUCCUGAUCUUUUGAGGCCAUCUGCCCGAAUUUGUUCCAUAUUCAAAGGCCAAGAAAAAGAUGCGUGUGACCAUACAAAGAACAAGUAUACUCUUCUCAAAGAUGUCGAGGAUUUGCAAAUAGGUCUAUAUGACAAGCCUCUUCCGUGUUUUGGCUGUGGUAUUGGAUGGUUCUCUUUCCUUCUCGGGUUUUUGUUCCCAAUAAUGUGGUACUAUGCCACAAUUCUCUACUUCUGGAACGUCCGCAGAGAUCCCAGGGAACGAGCUGGUUUAGCUGCGUCUGCCAUUGCUGCAUUUGCUUGUUCGGUCAUCUUGUUAGUCAUCGUAGCUGUUCUCCUAUUAUAGCCCCCCCUGUCUCCUCGACUCGCACUGCAUUCUCUUUGCCCCUUCAGCCUUGGCAAUACAGUCCCAAACAGAACAGCUUCCGUGGAUAUGAACAUAAAGAUCAAGGGGCUCUGUUGCGGGACAAUGGUGAUUUCUUUUACUUUUCUUUACAUCAAAUGUAAAUGUUUAUAAAUCAUAUUUACAUAUAUUUGCCACCUCUUUCAAGAGAGAGUUGUCACAUUUGUAUCACACAAAGAACAUAUAAUAUAUCGAUCUUGUUUUAUCCCAAGUUUACGUAACCUAAUAAACAAAACAAUCUACAUUUCUCGACUUU
Cucurbita pepo subsp. pepo (vegetable marrow) is the source of this 1064-nucleotide messenger RNA. RefSeq lists its product as uncharacterized. NCBI's taxonomy places the organism in Eukaryota, Viridiplantae, Streptophyta, Magnoliopsida, Cucurbitales, Cucurbitaceae. The record is from RefSeq and is a predicted model, not a curated record.